This is a messenger RNA of Lagopus muta (rock ptarmigan), 2364 nucleotides long. RefSeq names its product cyclin dependent kinase like 2 (gene CDKL2). Gene Ontology annotation, biological process: protein phosphorylation. Gene Ontology annotation, cellular component: nucleus. Gene Ontology annotation, molecular function: ATP binding; cyclin-dependent protein serine/threonine kinase activity. The transcript has 12 exons. NCBI's taxonomy places the organism in Eukaryota, Metazoa, Chordata, Aves, Galliformes, Phasianidae. The coding region runs from base 6 to 1670 and encodes 554 amino acids. The record is from RefSeq and is a predicted model, not a curated record.
AGGUGAUGGAGAAGUACCAGGUCCUGGGCCUCAUCGGGGAGGGCAGCUACGGGGUGGUGAGCAGGUGCAGGAAUAAGGAGAGCGGGCAGGUGGUGGCUGUCAAAAAGUUCCUGGAGAGCGAGGACAACGCGGCAGUGAGGAAGAUCGCCGUGCGGGAGAUCAAACUGCUGAAGCAACUCAGGCAUGAGAAUCUUGUGAGCCUGCUGGAAGUGUAUAAAAAGAAGAAACGGUGGUAUCUGGUGUUUGAAUUUGUGGAUCACACGGUGCUUGAUGAUCUUGAGGCAUUUCCAAAUGGACUAGACUACAGCAGGGUUCGGAAAUACUUAUUUCAGAUUUUGAGAGGAAUAGCAUUUUGUCACAGCCAUAAUAUAAUACAUCGGGAUAUUAAGCCAGAGAACAUACUGGUCUCCCAGUCAGGAGUGGUAAAACUCUGUGAUUUUGGUUUUGCUCGCACAUUGGCAGCUUCUGGGGAAGCUUACACAGACUAUGUGGCAACUCGAUGGUACAGAGCUCCAGAGCUGCUGGUGGGAGACACGAAAUACGGCAGGGCUGUGGAUGUGUGGGCUAUUGGCUGUCUGGUAACAGAAAUGCUCACAGGAGAGCCCCUGUUCCCUGGAGAUUCAGACAUUGACCAGCUCUACCACAUCACCAAAUGCCUGGGUAAUUUAAUUCCAAGACACCAAGAGUUAUUCUGUAAAAAUCCCCUUUUUGCUGGCAUGAGGUUGCCUGAAGUGAAAGAGGCUGAAUCUCUGGACAGAAGAUAUCCUAAGCUCUCUGCUUCAGUACUAGAUUUAGCCAAGAAGUGUUUGCAGAUUGACCCAGACAAAAGACCAUCCUGUGCUGAACUCUUGCAGAGCGAUUUCUUUAACAAGGAUGGAUUUGCUGAAAGUAGAUUUGCUCAGGAGCUUAAAUUAAGAACUCACAAAGAAACCAGGGACCAUCAGUUACAAAAAAAAUCAAAAGUCAGCAGAAGGGAUAAAGAUGAUGCUGUGGAAGAAAGGAAGAUGGUUGGUGUACAGGAUUUCAACACUGACCCAAAGAGCAGAGAUGCGAAGGUGUUCAAAGUGAAGUGUUCUAAAGCUGAUGGAGAGAAAGGAGAGCGAUCUUCUGACCUGAGCUCCCUCUAUGACAGUGCAAUCAACCCAUUCAAAAUAUGCUCUCAAGCCAACCUGAAAGAUUCCAGUAGCAACUUGGGCUACAUCAAGAAUGCAGGCAUCGUUAUUCCUCCCAUUAACCGGAAUGUUUCUCCCACUGUGUCUGCAAUGAUGCCUGUGCCUAGGAACUGUAACUACAGAGUUGAUGAAAGGAGUAAGAAUUAUUUGAAACCAUUUUUAAAGCAAAUGAAGCAUUCUCCAGCAGGCCAUUACAGUGUAAGCUUGACUUCGGUCUCUAAUGAAAAGAACAUCCUUCAGGCCAGUAAGAAGAAACGGGAAUUCUCUAAGACAGAUGUGCAUUUGCCAGAGCUAAAUCUUCUCCCUGAACUGAAAGGAGUGGAAGGAUGGCAUCCCAGAUAUCUCAAAAAGGAAAAUAAAACAGUUUCAGAGUCCCGGGUCCCCUCUCUUGCUGCUAUUGACCUUCAUAACACAAGUCUGGCCUCACAAAAACAAUCAACAACGGGACCAGGGGAGAGCCACGAAGAUGAUCAGAGGGCUGGAGAACCUCUCCUAUGAAGAUGGGCUGAAGGAGCUGGGCUUGUUCAGACUGGAGCAGAGAAGGCUGCGGGGAGACAUCAUUAUGGCCCUUCCAGUAUCUAAAGUGAGCUUAUAAACAUGAGGGAAAUCAACUUUUUACGUGGGUAAAUAAGUGAUAGGAAAAGGGGAAAUGGAUUUAAACUCAAGGAGAGAAGAUUUAGACGAGAAUGUUGGGGGGAAGUUUUUCACUGAGAGAGUGGUGAGGGGCUGGAACAGGCUGCCCCGAGAGGCUGUGGACGCCCUGUCCCUGGAGCAGUUCAAGGCCCCAUUGGAUGAGCCCUAGGCAGCCCAGCCUCGUACUUGAUCUAGUGGUUGGCAGCCCUGCCUGUGGCAGAGGGAUGGAACGUCAUGAUCCUUGAGGUCCAUUCCAACCCAAUCCAUCCUAUGGCUUUAUGAUGACUCUAUGAUACUGGUACAAACUGCACUUUGGUUUGGCUGCACACAGACGCAGAAUCUCUGCAGUGUAUGAAGGCAUUCCAAAACUAACAAAAAUGUCCAUGAAAGUUACUUGCUGUUUCAGUCUUUCAGCCAUGUGAAUCUGUGUUUGAGUCAUGUGUUCCUGGUGUUGCUGCUGGAGUUGAUCAAGCUCCUGUGAUACAGUCUGCCAGAGCUCUAUUGCUUGUUCUUUUUCCUAGAAAGUUAAAGAAUAAAGGUCUCUAAAAUAUUUACAGUA